Messenger RNA from Onthophagus taurus, 3449 nucleotides. RefSeq names its product SWI/SNF- related protein mor (gene mor). Lineage: Eukaryota; Metazoa; Arthropoda; Insecta; Coleoptera; Scarabaeidae. Gene Ontology annotation, biological process: cell projection morphogenesis. The record is from RefSeq and is a predicted model, not a curated record. Gene Ontology annotation, molecular function: protein binding. Gene Ontology annotation, cellular component: synapse.
AUCAAAUGUGGCGCUUUUGUCUACCAAACGUCGAGGUCAGUCUUGGAGUGGCGUGGUGUGUGCUAUGUUGUGAAUGUCGGUUCCGAACGUUUUAAAUAAUUAUUAAAAAUGAUAGCUGGUCCAAAAAAGGACGGUAGCCCGAACACAAAGUACUUUGAAUCGCCCGAAACAUUAACAGCCCUAGAAAACGUAAAACAAUGGCUCCAAAAAACCGCAAAGAAGUACAUACAAUCAGACCCGCCAACCAACAAAACUCUAUCCGCCCUGGUCGUUCAGCUCCUCCAAUUUCAAGAAGACAGCCUCGGGAAAAACGUUCAAAAGCCGCCGAUGACCCGCAUUCCCGUCAAAUAUUUUAUGGAUUUCAAAGCGGGCGGCGCGCUUUGUCACAUGCUGGCGUCCGCGUUCAAGUUUAAACACGAACAGGGCUGGAGACGUUUCGACUUUCAAGUCGGCAAAACGAUUGGCCGACAAUUCGAACGAUUAAUCGAGAUGUUUCAAGCUAUGGAAAAAACGCUAAUUCAAAAUAAAUUUUAUACCUUGCCUAUUAUUUACGUUAAACCGGAUAUUGACGUAAAAUUAGCUACACGGCUUAAAGAGAUUAUACGAAAACGUAGUGGGCAGGUUGUUGACGUAGAAGAUGUAGCUACACAUAUUUUGUAUCCGCACUGUGACCCAUUAGAGGAGGAAUACGCCAGACCGGUCGCAAAACGUGAUAAAAUGGUCCUCAUGCAUUGGUAUUAUUUUCCGGAUUCAUAUGAUACUUAUGUCAAUUUUGAAGCGACCCCCGAAGGAUUACCGCUGGAUGUUCCACUCCAACAUAUGCCAAUAUGGAGGGUAUCAUCAACCUGGCUUUUGGAUUCUGAUCAAUAUAAUGAGUGGAUGGCCGAGGAAGAUUACGAAGUUGACGAAAUGGGUAGAAAGAGAAUACAUAAAAUGAGGAUGUCCGUUGAGGAUCUUAUGAACCCUUCUGGUGCUGAUUUAGAAAGAAAGAAAAAGCAGAAACGUAAACGAUCGCCUUCGCCUCCAUUGAAAGCGGUGACGAAACGAAAGAGCGGCCGUGGUCCAGCUAUUUGUAAGAAAACGCGACCCGAUGAUUUAGAAACGGAAGAUUUGACAAAGGACAUGGACGAACCCGUUCCGGAACCGAAUAUAACGGAGGUUAACCCGGUUACUCCUGGACCUCCAGGACAACCGACAAAAAAGGAUCACGAACUUCAACCCUUAAAAGGUGGUUCGAUUACGGAUUUAGACGAAGGCGAUGAACGCAAUGAAGAUUCUCAAACCGGUAAAAAUAGCGAUAGCAACACUCAAGAUGAUGGGCAAGAAGAUAACGUUACCGAACAAACUCAUCAUAUUAUUGUACCGUCAUAUUCAUCCUGGUUUGAUUAUAAUUCAAUACACGAAGUAGAAAAACGGGCGUUACCUGAAUUUUUCAAUGGCAGAAAUAAAUCGAAAACGCCCGAAAUUUAUUUAGCUUACCGUAAUUUUAUGGUGGAUACGUAUCGGUUGAAUCCAACGGAAUAUAUUACAAGUACAGCUUGUAGAAGGAAUCUUGCGGGGGAUGUUUGCGCGAUAAUGAGAGUACACGCUUUCUUGGAGCAGUGGGGAUUAAUUAAUUAUCAAGUUGAUACCGACUCUCGUCCAACGCCGAUUGGACCACCUCCGACUUCUCACUUCCACAUACUGUCUGACACUCCAUCUGGAUUGCAACCAGUUAACCCACCAAAAACAUGUCAGCCCAGUGCUGCUAAAACAUUACUCGAUCUUGACCGUGCGCAAGAAAUCAAAAAGAUCGAAGGCACAGAUCCCAUGGCAGGAUUCGGAUUAAAACUGGACCAAUAUGCGAAGAAACCCGCUGCUUUACGUAACAAAAGUGCAGCUUCUCUUGCUAGAGAUUGGACAGAACAAGAAACUUUAUUGUUAUUAGAAGGAUUAGAAAUGUACAAGGAUGAUUGGAAUAAAGUAUGCGAACACGUGGGUUCUCGCACGCAAGAUGAAUGCAUUUUACAUUUCCUUCGAUUACCAAUCGAAGAUCCUUACCUAGAAGAUCCAGAAGCUGGGGGAUGUUUGGGACCACUAAUUUAUCAACCAAUACCAUUCAGCAAAGCUGGAAAUCCAAUCAUGUCUACAGUUGCAUUUUUAGCAUCGAUCGUAGAUCCUCGAGUAGCUGCAGCAGCUGCAAAAUCAGCCAUGAAUGAAUUCGCAAGUAUAAAAGAUGAAGUUCCCGCAGCCAUCAUGGACUCGCAUUUAAAGAAUGUUGAAGCCUCUUCAACGGAUGGCAAAUUUGAUCCUUCCGCCGGAUUAGCACUUACAGGAAUCGCGGGAACCGUUCCAGAAAAGGAAGAAGACGAUAAAGUGAAGAAAGAAAUCGUUGAUAAAGAGGAAGAAAAAUCUCAAGAUUCAACUGAAACGAAAAAGAACGGUAUCGAAUCUUCCGACGAAAAACCGGGUGAAAAACAAUCCCCUUCGGAACCUAUGGAAACCGAUAAAGACGAAAAAAUGGAUACGACAGAAAGUAAAACUGAAAAGGUUAUAAGAGAUUCUGAAAUGCAAUCGGCAGCCGCGGCAGCUUUAGCUUCGGCCGCGGUUAAAGCUAAACAUUUAGCAGCUGUUGAAGAACGUAAAAUUAAAUCAUUAGUUGCAUUAUUAGUAGAAACUCAAAUGAAGAAGCUUGAAAUUAAAUUGAGACACUUUGAGGAGCUCGAAACAACCAUGGAAAGGGAACGUGAAGGAUUAGAAUAUCAAAGGCAACAAUUAAUUACGGAACGACAACAGUUUCAUUUGGAACAAUUAAAGGCUGCAGAGUUUCGUGCUCGACAACAAGCACAUCAAAGGUUACAAGCUGAACAAGGUCAAUGGGCGCAACAACAAAAUAUGAUGCCUCAUUCCGUACCAGCUUCCGAAAGUGGACCGAGUACAACUCCAACACCACCAUCUCCGCAAGCGGCAGCCGUUACAUCACCUGCUCCACCACCUAUGUAACGGUUAUGAAAAUCGUAUUUAAAAAGAAUAUAAAACAAAUUAAUUAAAAAAAAACUAAUUAAUUAGUCAGUGGAUUUUUUAUGAUCGUGAAAUAAGAAUUGUGAAAUUAUCAAGUUUUCAUAAUGUUUUGAAGUUAAGGGCGACUUUAUUAAUUAAUUUUCAUUAUUAGGUUAAUUUACUUUGUAACUUUUUUUGUUUCAUUAUUGUUCACUUUUUUGCAGUUGAGUUACGUGAUUACGAGAUAUUGUGUCAAUAUUUUCUUAUUAAUUUUCAUUUUAGAUUAAGAUUAAUUAAGUUUCCUGGAACAAUUCCUUGUCUUUUAUUCAGGAUGAUUUAUAGAAUUGAUUAUGUACAUACAUUAUUUUAUUGAGCCAAUUUAUUCAAUGAACCUUUUUUCGAAUCAUUUGCAAGAUGCAAGAUGUAUUAAUUUAUCUUGAUAGAGUUGUAAAUAUAAAAUUGAUUCCAAA